AUGGACGCAUCGGCGCUUGCCCGCGUCGAGCGGCAGCGAGCAGAGCUGGAAACCAACAUCACCAAACUCCGCAAAGCGCUGCGACACUGGCAGGCUCUGGAGAUUGACUAUGAGGGACUUCGGGAAGAAUUCUUAGGUCUCCCUGAGGACUCUUCUCCCGAAGAGUGUCUGCAAGCUGCCAAAGACUCAAAGCCUGAACUUGUGGACGAAAAGGAGCUACAGGAGCUGCUGCUAGACACCAGUUCCCGUCCUCGUCGUCCUACCAAGUUGGUUGAAUUGCUGUCGAAACGGGUUGAGUAUGUUAGCCGCAAUAUUAACACGGUCCGCAAACAGUUGUCCGAUGCGGAAAAGAAGCGUAAUGCCCUUCUCCUCGCUGAAGAACCGAACCACCAGGAUGAGGCUGGGCUUCCUAUGGCCGAAAUCACCGAGGAGCUCGAUGACGAAGGAAAUGUCACCUCAAGCAAAGUGCAGACUCCCGGCUCAGAUGCCGCCCGACUGGUGGAUGUUUUGAAGAAGGCUGGAGUAGAAGACCUAGAAGACUUGAAUGGCACCAUAACCAAGGUUUCCCCAUCGAGCAACCCUGAGGACGCUGCAAAAUCUCAAUCACAGAAUACCGUCGACACCGAAAGUCAAUACACAAACUUAUCGAUAGACGAGCUACCCACGAAUUCCAAUGAUACACCCGAUGAAGCCGAACUACGCCGUGAGAUGCUGCAAUACUCGAGGGGUUUGGAUGAAAUAGGAGCUAUUGUGGCUGAAUUAGAGCUUGAAGAGGAGACAUCUGAUGUCGUGGAUGACGUCGAUGGCGACCUUGAUCUGGACUUAGACUCCGAGAUGGACACCGAGGAGGAAACCGAGGAAGAUUCAGAAGAUGACAGCGGCAAAAGCAACCGAGGGCUGUUUCUCUCCCGAGGAUAUCAGAAGAGAAUGGAGGAGCUGCAGGAAAAGCUGGGUCUGAAGAAUGUUGGCCGUGGGCUUGGGGCACAGGUCGCCAUUGAUCAACUCCAGAAAGAGCAACGGCCGCCUGCAGCUGAAGCUGCACGAAAGGCGGCGAUCUUAAGAGAUGACCAGUCUAAGAAAAGUAGCUUGAAGCCGGCGAAGAGCGAUCUUGCGGAAGCAGAGUCGACCAAGAGAAGGUCUGGGAGAAAGAAGGUGGCGUUCUCUUCGGAACUAGCCAUUGCUGCUGAGAACCCUCCUACCACCAUUUCCGAACCCGCGAAGAUAUCUUCAGGUGCGACAGAAAGGCUACAGUUGCGGCCAAUCAACGACUCUGUUGUCGAACGAGAGGCAGGUGAGGACGACACAGAGGCUACCGCUCCGGCUCCUCCUGCUCCAACAGCCGCAAAACAGUCACGCUUCAAGGCCGCACGUCAAUCUCAGCCACAGACGCUGAUGUUUGCUGCGCCGAUGGGUUUCCCCAAGGGGAAGCUUAAGGACAAGUCGACACCUCAACCUCCCUCUAAAAUUGUUUCAACAACUCUGGUUGAGCGUCCUUCGCCGAAAGCAACCGCAGCCCCCGACCCAAACAACUUUUCCGACCAGGAUCACCAACGCGAAAUAGCAAGAGACUAUCAGCAACACCGGAUCAAGCGCAUACUUGCCCAAGAAGGCGGAUUUCUUGGAAAUGCUGAAGAAGGUGAAAUAACACCACUCGAGGACGAAGAGAUCGGGAGACGCGUGAGCAGGUUCAAAGCUGCUCAGAUCAGACGUUGA
Molecule: messenger RNA, 1713 nt
Organism: Cladophialophora yegresii CBS 114405
Lineage: Eukaryota; Fungi; Ascomycota; Eurotiomycetes; Chaetothyriales; Herpotrichiellaceae
Exons: 1
Coding region: 1-1713 (570 amino acids)
Biological process (GO): negative regulation of phosphatase activity; negative regulation of transcription by RNA polymerase II
Molecular function (GO): transcription corepressor activity; chromatin binding; phosphatase inhibitor activity
Source: RefSeq, a predicted model, not a curated record